Sarcophilus harrisii (Tasmanian devil) is the source of this 2861-nucleotide messenger RNA. RefSeq names its product G-protein coupled receptor 22-like. Gene Ontology annotation, biological process: neuropeptide signaling pathway. Gene Ontology annotation, molecular function: G protein-coupled peptide receptor activity. NCBI's taxonomy places the organism in Eukaryota, Metazoa, Chordata, Mammalia, Dasyuromorphia, Dasyuridae. The transcript has 2 exons. The record is from RefSeq and is a predicted model, not a curated record. Gene Ontology annotation, cellular component: membrane. The coding region runs from base 345 to 1721 and encodes 458 amino acids.
GGACACGCGCAGGGAAGAGGCUGCUCGCGUAGGGAAAGGGCGGGGGCGCGCAAGGGCUGCGCUGUCCCGGGCUACGCGCAGUGCAGCGCAGGCGGGGUGGGGAAGGGCAGGGGAAGGGAACCGAAGGGAAGAGUCAGGAGUGGAGGAGAGCCGGAGGCCGGAGCUGAGCCGGCAGCAGCGGAGAUGGGGGAGCAUCCGCAGCAGCCGUGGAGCCAGCCCAGAGGGAGGCAGGGCACGCCGGAGCCCCCUGUGGGCAGCGGCCAGGCCAGGCCGGCGGGACUGGCCUCGGCGGGAAGCUGAGCCUGUGGGCCCAGGUGGCUCCGAGACUAUGCUGAGCCCCGCCCAUGGAGACCCACUCGGACCUUCCGGUGCUGGAGACAAGUGAUGGGCCCGGAGCAGGAGCUGCAUCGGGCAGCGGGGAGGAUGCCAGCUGGGCUGGGGGGCCGUUCCCUGGGGGCUUCCGGGCUUCGUUGGCCGGAGUGCUGCUCCUGGAGCUGGCGCUGGGCCUGGGCUGCAACGCCGCCGCGCUGCUCCUGCACCGGGCCCGAGCGGGCCCCCGGGCCUCAGCCAGCGCGCGUCUCACCCUCAGCCUGCACGUGCUGGACACGCUCAUCUGCGCGCUCUGUGUCCCGCUCAGCGUGGCCGUCCUCCUGCUGCCCACGGCGCCGCCUCGCGCUCAGGCCUCCCUGAGCCCCUCCAGCCUGCUCUGCCGCUUCCAUGAAGCCGGCGUCACCUUCAGCGGCGUGGCUACGGCAGCCGGCGUCCUCGCCGUGAGCCUGGACCGCUACGACAUGUCGGCCCGGCCCGCGCGGCGUCGCCUCACGCCGGCGCGCGCGCUGCUCCUCCUGGCCAUUGCUUGGCUGCUCUCCGUGGCGGCCUUCUUCUUGCCCUUUGUGGAGGCCGGUCUGGCGCCGGGGGCGUGGGAGGAGGCCUCGGGUGCGGACAACCGCACUGGCGUGUCCUGCGUCGGGACCGGAGGAGAUGGGAGCGCGACGGGCCGAGGGACGCCUGCUGGCAGGGGCCACCUCCUGGUGCAGAUCCCCGCCUUCGUGGCGGCUCUUAUAGGACUGCUGGUGACCUACGCGCGAGUCCUCCACGCGCUGAGCGCGGGGCUCGGGGCGCGAGCCAGUCGGAGGAGGAGGAGGGGGAGGCGGCGAGGACGCGGCUGUGGGGCUGGGGCCGCGGCUGCAGAAGCCCGGGGGCUGAGUCCGAUGCCGCCGCCGCCGCCGCCGCCGGCUGCGGCCGCCCCGGGCCCCGCGCCUCCGCCGCCGCCAGCUCUGCAAACUUCGGUGUCUGUGAUUCUAGCGCUGCGCCGAGCAGUGCGCAGGCACCGGGACAGGCGGGCCCGGAGGCGGCGGGUUUUGCGCCGCUCGCUGCUCAUUGUCAGCUCCUUCGUGGGAUGCUGGGCUCCGUUGUCUGUGGGCAAUCUGCUGCUGCUGUGCAUGGGCCCCAGCGAGCGGCUGGCGCGCCUGCGGCUCUGCUGCCUGGCGGCGGCCUACGGAACCACGGUGCUGCACCCGCUGCUCUACGCCUUCCCUCGCCGCUCGCUCAGCCGGGCGUGGCGAAGCCAGUCCCGCAGGCACGCCGUGUGCGCUUUGCGACCCGAACCGCCCGCUCCGGCGGCUGCGGUGGUGCGGAAUUCGUGGCUGGCGACGCGCAAAGGUCAGGGCAAGGCGGAGGGAGCCGGGGACGGCGGCGUGGAAGGGCAGCCCCCGGACUGAGGACUUCAGCUGCUGUCCUUGCCCUGUCACCGCCCUCGGGGUGAGGAUAACUGAUUUCCCCGGGUCCCUGUGCCCUUCCUUGGAUUAACAGCCUCGUCCAGGUGCAGCUUCUCUUCUCGUGCCAGAAAUCUGGCUUUCCUGACCCAAAGGUGUCGGCAGACUGAGGGCUUCAGCCCAGUGUCUCUGCCCUGGAGGUGGAUGCCCACUAACCGAAGGUCUCGUUCAUCGAUCCUGUCCUGCAGAUGAGCACAAACUGGAGACUCUCUCUGCUCUCCUGCUCGAGUGGCUUGGGGGCCCAGGACUAGUCACCAGCACCCACCACCCCUGGGCCCCCGGAACCUGCAGGGGAGUUGGAGGAGAGCCCCUUCUAAGCUCAGAUUCCUGCCAGCACAGUCCCGUCACCCAUCACCAAAGAAAGCACAGUCUCCAUUCUGUUUCACAAAGUCCCUAGCCACCAACCACAGAGUGCUCGACUCCGGGGGAUGGUGGGGUACCCCUGUUUGCUGCACCAUUAAGGCAAUAAUGGGGCUAGGGAGAAGAAAACCCCAGAGGAGACCCAUGGCCCUGACCAGGGCUAGUCACAGCAAUAACUCCAGAUGGAGAUCCUCAAGUACCCCAUACCUGCCCCCAAAGAGUCACCAGCCUGAGAGUCACCACCUCCCCAUUCACAUUUAGCUGGAGGGUUGGGGUGGGAUCCUAUCUAGUCUUCCUGUUUGUCCUUGCCUUGCUUGUCCUAGAGAGGACUAGGCAGGUAUCUGUCUUCCUACCAGCUCCCUCCUAGAAGGUCUUCCUAAUGGAGGGGUGGGGAUGGAAUGACGGGGGAAAACAAGAGUUUCUUCAGGCUUUGGCCAAACUGCCAGGGUUAAGGACUGGCUCUCAGAAAUCCCUCUGGAUGUGAUAUCACUGGGGGGUACCCAAGGCCUUUGGCAGCUGCUUUCCUUACCUGGGCAAGAAAAGUAAAUGCCCUGGUGGGGAGCCCUAACCCUUUAUGUAGUUUUUACUUUUAAUACUGUCCAGUCUGGUGUGAUUUUUCUGGUAGUGUUCAGUACCCUGGUGUCUGAAGUGGCUUCAGGUCUUUCUUCAAAAUACUUAGAAAAUUUCUGCUCCUUCCCCUAUAGCUAAAUAAACUUAAUCACCAUC